Molecule: messenger RNA, 2426 nt
Organism: Anneissia japonica
Lineage: Eukaryota; Metazoa; Echinodermata; Crinoidea; Comatulida; Comatulidae
Product: cytochrome P450 3A24-like
Exons: 1
Coding region: 212-1759 (515 amino acids)
Molecular function (GO): steroid hydroxylase activity; heme binding; oxidoreductase activity, acting on paired donors, with incorporation or reduction of molecular oxygen
Source: RefSeq, a predicted model, not a curated record
UAGAAGAAUCCGGUUGUGCUUAUUCUCCUCGUGUCGUUGGCCAAAAGAGCUAACGAAAAACAACUUCCUUUUAGCUAUUGCUUGAGGUUACUUAUUAAGCGAUAGUGUGUAUUAACAUUUUUGUAUUUAGAAAGGCGAUUUGCUAUAUACGCUUUUGAGUUCACAGGUAUAAAAAAGGUUGCAGACGACUGAGAAGUCCAGGCUCGACGAGAUGUCUUUCCUUGGUUUGGAACCGCCAACAUGGCUGCUUAUACUAUUAGUUAUAAUCCUACUGUAUGUGUACGGAAUGUGGGGUUUCUCGUAUUGGAAAGAUCGAGGUAUUUCUGGACCAAAACCACUUCCAUUUCUCGGCAAUGGACUUGACGUAUUUUUCAAAACAGGGAUGCACCAAAGCCAAAAGAAGUACAUAUUAGAACAUGGUCCUAUUGUUGGCUAUUUUGAGGGACGAAAACCACAGAUCAUAAUAGGAGACUUGGACAAGCUCCGACAGAUUCUCAUCAAGGACUUCAACUAUUUCCCAGAUCAUAGAAAGGUUAGUGACAUUGAUAUGAAGCCAUUCGACAAGGCGCUCACACAAGUAGAAGGUCAUGAGUGGAAGAGGAUUCGAAACACAGUAACGCCAACGUUUAGCUCUGGAAAGCUCAAAAUGAUGGUACCAUUGAUCAAUAAUGCCUGUAAAACACUUCCUGGCAGGAUCAGUGACCUCAUAAAAUCAAAAGAUGACAUUAACGUGAAAGACAUGUAUGGUUGUUUGAUGAUGGAUGUUGUUGCAAGCACGAAUUUUGGUCUUCAAUUAGAUUCUGUAAAAAACCCAGAAAAUCCAUUCAUCAAAAACAUGAAGAGCAUUCUUAGCGGCGGACGGCUUUGGUUGUUCGCGGUUGUUUUAAUGUUACCGUUAGUAGGAAAGCUUUUGAGAUUACUUGGUGUGAGUAUUUUUAAUUCUGAAUCGAUAAACUUCUUCACCGAUGUCACAGAUCAGGUUGUGAAAGAAAGAAAGAGUGAUCCAAAUGAUGAGAGAGUGGAUUUCAUCAGAUUGAUGAUUGAUGCUCAUGAUUUGGAGAUUGCAAAAGAAGAAGAUGGACUCAAAAUCCAUUUCGAUGAUGAUACAGAGAGUCCACCAACGAAAAAACCUCUGUCAACUGAAGAAAUGAUGGCACAGGCUGUGUUUUUCAUAGUAGCCGGUUAUGACACCACCAGUACCCUAUUGAGCUUUAUCUCUUACUUGAUGGCCCUUCAUCCUGACAUUCAAGACAAGCUCGUCCAUCACGUCGAAGAGGUCAUGGAAGGUCAAGAUUCAGUAACAUAUGAAGCUAUCACUAAAAUGUAUUAUCUAGAUCAGAUAAUCCAGGAGACUCUACGGUUGUAUCCACCAGCCCCAUCAACAGACAGGUUGUGUACGUCUACCUGGAGUCACGAUGGUUUGACGAUUGAAAAGGGUGUCGGAGUAAUUGUUCCAAUCUGGGCAAUUCAUCACAACCCUAAAGUCUGGUCUGAUCCAGAAAGGUUUGAUCCAGAUAGGUUCAGCAAAGAGAACAAAGAGAAGCACCAUCCAAUGGCCUGGAUCCCGUUUGGACAUGGACCUCGCAACUGUGUUGGUAUGCGAUUUGCUCUAACAACAGUUAAAAUUGCAAUCGUUCACAUUUUCAGAAAGUAUAGAGCUAUUCCUGUUGAGAAUACUCCAAUACCUAUUGUAGCCAAAGUUUUUGGUCAAGUUAUUCCAAAGACUGGGAUUCCUCUGGGCUUUGAGGAGAGGGAUUAAGUCUCAAAUGAGUUAAAAAGUACCGGUAUGUUGUAACUCUUUCAGGAGAUACAAAUUAAUGUGAUCAACCCGAUUCAUAGUAAAAACUGAUCAAUGUUACUGAUAGCAAAUUUGUUCAAUAAUUCGAUAUGUAUUGCUGUUUCUUUCUCGAUUGAUUUUGCUUAGCAUUUUUCAGGAGAUUUAAACUGCAUUCACUUCGGAUCCGAACCAAAAUCAGAGAAUGUUUUAGAUAUUAUUGCACUUUUGUGUUCUUGUGCUACAUACAGUAUGCUAACGUAAUUAUUCCGUCAUGUUGAUUAAAUUAAAAUAUAUAAAGUUUUGUAUAAUAAAUUUAAACUUAGUCCUUAAACCAUAUACGUACUAAAUUAGCAUUUUCUGAAAUCAAAAUGUGGUUAUUGUAAUGGCAUACAUCUUUGAAAAAGAUAUGGCUGUCACUCACCAUCUUGAAUCUAUGCUAUUGGAUACAUCACAAUGACCCGUGUUUAGAGACCAAUACCAAUACCAUAUAUGAUUUUAAGAUUUUUUGUGGUUACAUUGCCACAAUCAGCUGUAUAUAAACAUAUUUCUUUAAAUUCAGUACCAUAACCGUCAGUAGCCUAUAUUUAGACAAAAUUUAUUCUUUUUCAUUGAGUACAAGUAAAGUUAUUAGCCAAUAUCUGAAUUUUAA